CUCGCCUCAAUUUCCAUUCCCCACCUCCUCCAUUCUACGUCACGCCUCUUCUUCUUCUUAUUCUUCCUCUAGCUAGUAUUAGUAAUUGUGGUUCAUGUGAGGGGCAAUUGCGUAACUAGGUGUUAUCUUAACACAAAGCUGUAAGUUAGGUUAACUAAAAAGUGACUAGUGAUAACUGAUAAGAGAGGCAUGAGUUGCAACGGGUGCCGAGUCCUUAGGAAGGGUUGCAGCGAGUCAUGCAUCUUAAGGCCAUGCCUUCAGUGGAUCGAAACCGCCGAGGCCCAAGGCCACGCCACCGUCUUCGUGGCCAAAUUCUUUGGUCGCGCCGGCCUCAUGUCCUUCAUUUCCAAUGUCCCUGAGCCCCAAAGACCCGCUCUUUUUCAGUCUCUACUUUUCGAAGCAUGUGGGCGAACGGUUAACCCGGUUAACGGUGCCGUUGGACUACUGUGGACUGGAAACUGGCACGUGUGCCAGGCCGCCGUUGAAACGGUGCUCCGAGGAGGCUCCCUCAGGCCUAUGCCGGAGCUACUCGGUCUCGACGCGCCUGUUCCUGUCGCUGUUGACGCCGGCUCCGAGGGGGAAGUCACGUGCGCUGACGCGCGGAAGCUCCGAGAUCCGAACCCGAGUCCGAACAUAAGGUUCACGAGCUCCCGAUCUGGUAAAGAUAGUUCCGGCGGGAAGCGGAAGCGAUCGGAGGAGUUGAUGAUGACGACGGCGGACCUUAACCUUCGGCUGACGCCGAGUGCCGUGCAUAGCGGUUGCCGGCAGGAAAUUCGGCGGCCGGGAACGCCGUCGAUGAAUUCGGAGGAAUCGGUGACGACGAUGGCGUGCUUGGAGAGCGGACUCGGAGAUAACUACGCUCACGGCGGAGACCGGAAAGUCCUCAACCUUUUCAUCUGAGGGCUCUCUCUGUCUUUCUCGCUUUCGCUCUCUCUGAGAUUCGCGUUUUUCUGAAUCCAGUUAAAGGGUCACGCACUAGCUCGUAGUUGUAAUAUUUUUCGAUAUUAAUCUUCUCUCUCUUUUCGUUAAUUUUGAUCGCUUUAUUUUGAAAAGAGGGUGUUCCCGGAGUUGUAAUCCGGUGAGAUUUUGUAAGAUUCAGGCAUCGGAUUUCUCUAUCGUUCUUGUAGGGUGGGAGAGAAAGAGGAGGGUUCGUCGGUGAUAAGUUUUGCUCUAUCAACUCUGUUCAUACUUCAUAUGAUGGUGUGACAUAAAUAUAUUAAAUAAUUAUAAUUAUAAUUAUGUACACUUGUUCCCUUCUUU
Messenger RNA from Arachis stenosperma, 1260 nucleotides. Its product is annotated as LOB domain-containing protein 37-like. Lineage: Eukaryota; Viridiplantae; Streptophyta; Magnoliopsida; Fabales; Fabaceae. Gene Ontology annotation, biological process: regulation of gene expression. The record is from RefSeq and is a predicted model, not a curated record. Bases 190 to 900 code for a protein of 236 amino acids. The transcript has 2 exons.